ACAUCCCUAGCGCUUUAUACUGGUUGCUUUUUUGUUGGUUGUUGUUGUUGUUAGUUGGAAAAUACAAUUAAAAAUUGAUUUCAAUACUUAAAUAUUCAACGUACUAAGAACAACAACGCGGCGGGGGGCGGCGGCAACAAUACCGAAGAAACAGCAUAAGAAAAUAAAAAUUUGCAAGGUGUUUGUGAGUGUGUGUGAGUGUAAGUGUGUCUGUGUGUUGUGUGUGUGUGACAACGACUGCUGCUGCUUGUGGUGCGUGCGCGCUUGUCGCAGCAAGGAAGCAAAACCAACACACGCACAUCGAGAAUUGCAUUGGUAUUGGUAUUAGUGUAUCCUUUGGCAUUUCUGCGAGCUUGGUGGAUUGAACGUGAAGCGAGACAAAAAGCAGCUUUUACCAAAUAACAAAAACAAGUGCAUCUAAGAGUCGAUUUUUUUUUUAAGAAAAAAGGCAAAGCACACUAAACAAACAUGGAAAAGAGAAUAGAAUUGGAAAGACGCGCACGCAAAGUGAACCAGAUCACAGAACUGAAUCUGGACAAUUGCCGGAGUACAAGCAUCGUUGGCCUUACAGAUGAAUAUACCGCCUUGGAAUCAUUAAGUUUGAUCAAUGUGGGACUCACCACACUCAAAGGUUUCCCCAAGUUGCCCAAUUUGAAGAAAUUGGAAUUAUCCGAUAAUAGAAUUUCGAGUGGACUCAACUAUCUGACGACCAGUCCAAAAUUACAAUAUCUUAAUUUGUCUGGCAAUAAAAUCAAAGAUUUGGAAACGUUGAAACCGUUGGAGGAAUUUAAAAGUUUGGCUGUUUUGGAUUUAUUUAAUAAUGAUGCGACUCAAGUGGAAAACUAUCGUGAGAAAAUCUUCAAGAUGCUGCCAUCCUUGAACUUUUUAGAUGGUUUCGAUUGUAAUGAUGAAGAAGUGCAGUCGGAUGGCGAUGACGAUGAGGAGGUCAAUGGCAAUGACUCCGAGGAUGAAGUCGAUGACGAUGACGAUGAUGGCGACAGCGAUGAGAGCGACGAAGAGGACAACGGCGAUGUUUCACUCUCGGAGGUCUAUAAUGAUGACUUAGAGGAGGACAAUUCCGAUUGGGAGGAGGGCGAAGGCGCUGGCGACGACGAUGAGGAUGAGGAUUCCGAUAUUGAUGAGGCCGAUGGAGAGGCAAAUGAAUCGGGCGCAUCGGUCAAUGCCAAGGAUAAGGAUGCUGAUAAGCCAGAAGAGUCGCAAGCCAGGGGCAAGAAGAGAAAGCAUGAUGGUUAAAAAGAGCAUGAUCUGCAACUGUAUCGUCUUUGUACGUUAUAAAUUUAAUUAUACACCUACACCCACACACACACACCUAUAUACACCCACACAUACUACACACAACAAAAUACAGCAACAAGAACACACAUCAUAUUUUGAUAAACAAAAAACAAAAUGAAAAUAAGAAGGACCCCAUUAGAAAAAGAAAAGAAAAACAACAACAUUUGUUUCGUUACAUUUUAAGCUAAAUAUUCUAAACUCAACCCAAAACAAAAAAAAACAAAAACAACAACAAAAAAACAAGAAAUAAAACCCGACAAAAACAAAAAUGUAAUAAUCAAAAGGAGUAUAAAAAAAAUGAUGAUAUGUUGUAAGUGAAUACUAAAAAAAAACACAAAAACAAAAAACAACCCACAACAAUAAUAUAAACAUUACACACAAACAAACAAACAAACAAAAAACUAUAGCAAACCGAACCCAAAAUGUGUCAGUUCUCCAAAACUACCAGCAACAUUGAAGAAAAUAUGAGCUAAAAAUUAUAGUUGCGAUUAAUUCCACUUCCUGAACACAUUGUAAAAUUGCUUAGCAUUAAGUUAAAAGUUUGUCAAUAUAUGAUUACUAAAUGUAAAAUUAAAAACAAAUGUAAGCCACAUAUUUUGAACAUUUUGAAACACAAGAAAAAAGAAAGAGAAAAAUAAUAACUAAAUUUGCUUGCAUUAUUUGGUUUUAUUUUUUGAUUCCUUCUCUUUUUAAUUAGUUGCUGCUAAUCCGGUUUCGUGUUACAAACAACAACAAAUUCUACAAGAUAAUUACUGCUAAGAAGAAUUUUUAACUAACUCUUAAGUCAUUCCUUUUUGAAUAGACACACACACAAACACACACAUGAAUAAGUUAAGAGCAAUUAUUUACAUUUAUGAUUCAUUGUUACCCAUACUCUUUAUACACACACACAAGAAUACACUAAAAAUUGAUGAAAAUUGUUUAAACCUUAACAUACUUUUAAGUAAGUAAACUAAAUUAGCAUACUACAGAUUGUUUUCAAUUCUUCAAAUGCAGUAGAACCAUGUUUUUUUUUUUGAUUAUAGCAAGUAAAUGUAAUACAACAUUUUAGGCAAGGACUUUUGUUCAUUCAUUCAUAAAACACAACUAUGCAAUAUGUUUGUUCAGAAACAGGCAAAUUGUAUAAACACCGAAAGCGAAACCGAAAUACAUAAAAUUAAAUAAUUUUAA
Molecule: messenger RNA, 2466 nt
Organism: Drosophila grimshawi
Lineage: Eukaryota; Metazoa; Arthropoda; Insecta; Diptera; Drosophilidae
Gene: Mapmodulin
Product: acidic leucine-rich nuclear phosphoprotein 32 family member A
Exons: 7
Coding region: 469-1254 (261 amino acids)
Cellular component (GO): nucleus
Molecular function (GO): histone binding
Source: RefSeq, a predicted model, not a curated record